Molecule: messenger RNA, 4443 nt
Organism: Lachancea mirantina
Lineage: Eukaryota; Fungi; Ascomycota; Saccharomycetes; Saccharomycetales; Saccharomycetaceae
Source: the annotation of a GenBank genome assembly
AUGCCUGUCGCGAGUUUGGUCUGCGAGAGCUUCGAGUUCCUGUGCGAUCCGGUUGCGGUUUCCCUGCGACCCGCCGUCCCCGUAACGGCAUUACGAAAGUUGAAAUCUGGCCAGGUUUUACUCCCACUCUUGGAUUGCCAGCUCCUGGACCCUGAUUUCCCAAUUGCUGCUUCUCCGAGAAACUUCCAAGUCGCCUUACAGCACCACUGCCUGGAAAACGAGGCAACUUCGUUCCUCGUGGCCAGCGUUAACGAGAUCCCCGUUUUGAAAUGCAACACCACGGGUGGUACGCGUGCGCUCGAGUUGGCGUUGCACGUCGCUGCGCAGAAAACCCUGGAAUCGGAAAUCAGACGCAAAAAUUCCGACUUGCGCGCCUUGAGUCAGAAAUCGACCUUUUCCAACGGUAAAAAACGAAGGAAAACGGCUGCCACGGCUGCCAGCAAUCCCGUGAGAAUCCAGUAUCGAUACCGCGAACUUGAAUGCUCGCAGCCCACGCUCACUGUGACCCAGGACGGACACUGGCGUAUCGAUUUCUCCUUAUCUUUGGUGUUCAUGUCCAACAGCGUCAACCAUUUUGCGCCGGAAACAAACCACUUGCUCGAUACCCUUUUUUCGCGCCGGGAUCGUCACCAUUUCAUGCAGCAUCACAUCUCGCACUGGUACUUCCAAAAACAGUUUGUACUGCAAACUACCAAGUACACCCGCGAAAGGCUAUCAUCUGCGGCUCUUGCCCAAAUGGCUGUUACCGGCUUAAAGGUCUCCCUGAUGCCGUUCCAGCAGCGCGCCGUACAGUGGAUGCACUCGAAAGAGACCGCGUACCCAGAUUACUUGGAUAUCUCCAGCACAGACCCAGCACAAUCGCCUGCCCUGCUGUACAAUGUGCUCAACAGACACGUCUCCUUUGGCUACGAAGUCAUGCCACUCGCAACGGGCAACUUCCUCUGGAAUAAAUUCACAGGGUUCAUCCUAAGCCAGGCGGACGCAUUGCAACUGUGCCAAAAAGUUUUCCAAGAUGAGGUAAAGGCCAAGGGCGUUCUUUCAGAAGAAAUGGGGCUCGGCAAGACUUUAGAAGUAUUGGCCCUGAUUUUGCUUAAUAAACGUCGUAUAACUGGCUCGCGCACUUUCGUAUCGGACGGCGGCAAAAGCAUUCUGAAAACCUGUACAAACCUGAUCGUGUGCCCAGACACUAUCUUGAAGCAGUGGCUGGACGAGAUUCAGAAUCAUGUCGAAGAGGGCUCCCUUACGGUCUUUCACUAUUGCGGGUUUCAGCUCGUCAAAGACCAUUUUGGCACGAGCGAUGUAGGCACCAUUGUUGAGGAGCUUUCCAAAUUUGAUAUUGUCAUAACCUCUUACACCGCGGUAUCUGCAGAAGUUCACUAUGCCGAGUUCAGUUCAUCAUCUCGCAUGCGGCGUGGCCCGGCUCCCAAAUACGACUAUUCGUCGCCCUUGUCAUUGAUGCAAUUCUUCCGCAUCAUCCUCGAUGAGGUUCACAUGUUACGUGGUGAAAGCACUAACGCAGCUAGAUGUACGGGAUUAUUGCAUCGGGUUCAUACUUGGGGUGUUUCCGGGACGCCAAUUGGAACGGUCACAGACUUCAAAACGGUUCUCUCUUAUUUGCAACUGCAUCCUUUCCAUGAAUACCCCAAAAUCGUCGACGCGGUGAGGAAAAAUAUAGGACGAGAUGCCAAGAAUCCAAGCUCCGAUUCAACCCGUCUUUCGGGUUCGGUGCAUGGUGUGCAUUUCGACGUAAAUGAUUUGAUGGACAUUUUCCCGCGCUUCGAUCUCUGCAUUAGACACUCAAAGAAACAAGUGUCGGAUCAAAUUAAAAUACCACCCCAAAAUAAUUACAUUGUUCCAAUCGAUUUCUUCCCCAUAGAGCAAGACAAUUACUCGAACUUGAUGUCAUCCUUUUUGGAUGCAUCUGGAUUUGAUAGAAAUGGACAAGGCCGAACGUUUUUAGGCGCUAAAGAGCUCAAUUACUGGCUAAGCAUGUUGCGCAAGACUUGCUGCCAUGCACUUAUGCCAAAGUCUUCUUCACGACAAGAAAAUGAACAGGAUAUCGGCAAUUUGCAAACCAUAGACACUAUUUUGGAUUCCAUGAAGGAGGAAAUCAUGGACAAGAUUGAUGCACUUCACCGUGAAAAUUAUACGCUGAAGAUUCAGUCCGCUCAAGCUGAAACAGAAAUAGAGGCAAGGCCACUCAGAGCUAUAGAGAUUCUGGAGGACGUGCAAUCGAGACUUUUGACUGAUUUCAAAUUGAAAUUUGGGGUCGAAAACCCUUACCAUUCGCAUUCACUCGAGGCAACUCAACUGAGCGAAGAACGCAACAAGGCCAAAGCCAGAUUCUACAUGGACCUCUUGCAUCAAUGUUUUUUCUUCAUUGCCACAGCGUACUAUUUUCUUGGGUCUAAAAAGCUAGAAGCCGUUGACGAUGAAAAUGAGAAAUUAAAACUAAGCGGCUCGAAUAAGAAACUUGUUGAAUACUCAGAUGUUUUCAAUUCGUCAGAACUAGAGAAUAUAGAAAAACACCAGGCCCUUGAGCAACAAAAUUACGGGGUAGCGGAAAAGUUGCGGAGAACUAUUUUAGCCGAUCGGAUUGCUAAAGUCGACGGGGAGAUUGCCGAAGUCUCCAAGUUUCUUACUUCGAAAGGUUCGCGCGAUCGGGAACAUCUGAAAUUAAUUGAUUUUAAAGUAGAAAACUUUUCUGCAAACCUGACUGUCGAAUCGUGUUUCAAACAAAUGAACAGUAUUUUUAAAGCGAUAGACACUCAGGCGUCUCAAUUUAAUGAAUAUGCCGACGAACUGAAAGCUCUUUCUUUCAAACCUCUAACCAAAGAAUAUACUGAGGAAGACGAGGAUGAUAAGGCACUGGAAUACGAAACCUCCAUCAACGAUCAAGACAGAACGUUCGCAUUACUAGAUUGUAUGGGAAGGAUUUUGAACAAUAGGGAUCAAGCUGCUGAAUCCGAUGAAGAGCUGAAAACAUCAUCAGAGGUUUUUUCUAAUACCGAAACAUUUUCUGACGACCAUGUGCAGUUAAUCACCAAUCUUAAAUUGAUUCAGGGUACGACAUUGAAGCAGGUCUUCACCGAGUUAAAGAAUGUGAAUAUAGUGAAAAAUUUUGGCAACGCCACGGCGAAGAAAGAGGACAGUUUUGAAGCUUUUUUGAUGACUUAUGAAUCCCAAAUUUCUCGAAUCAAGAGGGAAAAUAAGGCGAAAAGAGAAGUUUUGAAAAAGUUCAACGAAAUUUACAAUGCCAAAACGGCUUAUUUCAGCAAUUUGCAAAGAAUUUCCGAUUCUUUGGUUUCGCUUAUUCAAUUAGAACCUUCUGCCCAAGCAGCCAUUCUGAAUACCAGAAAUGACUCUCAAUUCAUCAAAAACACUAACAAAAUCAACAAUCUGCGCUCGAGAAUCAAAUAUCUUGAAACUCUUUCGGUUUUGAAGAAUGAUAUAAGCCAUGAUCAGAAAUUCAAUUGUACGAUUUGCUUUAGUGAGAUUUACAUGGGAACCAUUAUCAAAUGUGGUCAUUUUUUCUGCAGGACAUGUAUUCACAGCUGGUUGAGAAAUAAGAGUGCCUGUCCACUGUGUAAAACAGAGGUUCAUCUUUCCGACAUGUAUACCUUCAAGUUUCAAGAGUACAAUGAACCCGAGGAAGUUGAAGACAGGCCUAUAAAGACAGAAACUGAAGGAGAUUCGACAACCGUAGAGAAUAAUCGCGUCGAGGAAUUGCAUCUUCGAAAAUUUCGGAAAUACCCCCACCUCGACAGAGUAGGCGCACUCACAAUAAAGGAGAGCUAUGGUGCUAAAAUUGAUACAAUUGUGAAAUUGAUCAUGUUCUUAAAGAUCAAUCAUGAGGACGACGAAGAACCAGGAAAACCGUCUCGUGCGCCGCAAAUUAUAAUCUACUCGCAAUACACGGAUUUUCUAGAUAUUCUAUCCAACGUUAUGACCCGUCAUGACAUCAAACAUUACAACGCCGUUUCGGCGACUAAGUUGUCGAAGGCAGUUACAAAAUUCAAGAAAGAUCCCGAAAUCACAUGCCUUUUACUGAAUGUGCGGCGGCAGGCUAGUGGUCUCACACUUAUCAAUGCUACUCACGUUUUCAUUUUAGAACCCAUCAUAAACGGUAGCGAUGAGGCACAGGCAGUGAAUAGAGUGCACAGAAUAGGGCAGAAAAAUGAGACCUCUGUUUGGCAUUUCAUGGUGCGCAAUACCGUUGAGCAGAAUAUCAUAAAUUACAAGUGCGUUUUGGAAGAAAAGAAAGCGGAUCACAGAAAGAAGAAAUUAGAGUCUGCUUUAAGCCAGAACUCGGAUUACGACCCUGACGUGGACAAUGAAAGCGAGGACGAUUAUGAAUUUAAUAACGCUGGUGAUGAAAGUGUAUCAGAUAAGCAUAUCUGGAACUGUUUUUUCCAGCGCAGAGUAAGACAGAUAAAGCGAUGA